CCGGGGGGCCGGGCCGGGGGGGGGCAGAGUCCGCCUCCGAGCCUUCAAAUGGGGAGCCCCCCGGAUGCUCCAGCAGACCCGAGGCGGUGCUACAGACCCGCGGGGGAGUGGUCAGCGGGCAGGGAGCCGGGCGCGCGGGCACAAAAGCACCAGGACCUGCGCAGGGCGCCGAGCCGCACCCGGGAGGCCCCGGGGCCGUCGGGCGCACAUCUGGCCUCCAGCCAUGGGGUCAGCAGCGUUGGAGAUCCUGGGCCUUGUUCUGUGCCUGGUGGGCUGGGUGGGCCUGAUCCUGGCGUGCGGGCUGCCCAUGUGGCAGGUGACCGCCUUCCUGGACCACAACAUCGUGACGGCGCAGACCACCUGGAAGGGGCUGUGGAUGUCCUGCGUGGUGCAGAGCACGGGGCACAUGCAGUGCAAGGUGUACGAGUCGGUGCUGGCGCUGAGUGCCGAGGUGCAGGCGGCGCGGGCGCUCACCGUGGGCGCAGUGCUUCUGGCGCUGGUCGCGCUCUUCGUGACCCUGGCGGGCGCGCAGUGCACCACCUGCGUGGCUCCGGGCCCGGGCAAGGCGCGCGUGGCCCUCACGGGUGGCGCGCUCUACGCGCUCUGCGGGCUGCUGGCUCUCGUGCCGCUCUGCUGGUUUGCCAACAUCGUCGUCCGCGAGUUCUACGACCCGACCGUGCCUGUGUCGCAGAAGUACGAGCUGGGCGCGGCGCUGUACAUUGGCUGG
Molecule: messenger RNA, 727 nt
Organism: Galeopterus variegatus (Sunda flying lemur)
Lineage: Eukaryota; Metazoa; Chordata; Mammalia; Dermoptera; Cynocephalidae
Gene: CLDN5
Product: claudin 5
Exons: 1
Biological process (GO): bicellular tight junction assembly; cell adhesion
Cellular component (GO): plasma membrane; bicellular tight junction
Molecular function (GO): structural molecule activity
Source: RefSeq, a predicted model, not a curated record